AUGCUGUCGAAACAACUAAUACAAAGACUAUCAACUAAGAGUCUAGCAAGUAAGAAUUCUGUUAGAGCUAUACAGCACACAAGGAAACUCGCCACACCUUCUGCACCUCAGGGGAUGGCGACGACAGUUGACGCUGGUUCAGGACCAUUGAGCGCACCCAAAGAUUUAGAUAAUAAAGCUAUAAUAGCGCCACUUGAUUCUUUCGGGUUCAACAUUACUGCAGAACGCAAAUCAACUGAUCCAAGGAGACCUAUUUACUUGGAUGCUCAAGCUACGACGCCUCUUGAUCCGCGAGUAUUAGAUAAAAUGUUGCCUUGGUUCACAAAUCAAUAUGGUAACCCUCACUCAAGAACGCACGUCUAUGGAUGGGAAUCUCAAGAUGGUGUUGAAGAGGCUAGAGCGCAUAUUGCUGGUCUGAUAGGUGCAGAUGCAAAAGAUAUCAUUUUCACGUCGGGUGCUACAGAAGCGAAUAACAUGUCAAUUAAGGGUGUCGCUAGAUUCAACAAGAACAGAAAGAAACACAUUAUAACCACGCAGACUGAGCACAAGUGUGUCUUAGAUUCAUGCCGUCAAAUGCAAGAAGAAGGUUUUGACGUCACGUACUUACCUGUUCAAACUAAUGGGUUAGUUUCCCUAGAAGAGCUUGAAAAGGCUAUCAGACCUGAUACUUCAAUCGUAUCUAUCAUGGCAGUUAAUAACGAAAUUGGUGUCAUACAACCACUCAAGGAAAUUGGACAACUACUCCGUAAAUAUAAAGGCAUACAUUUCCACACAGAUGCUGCUCAAGCACUCGGUAAAAUCCCAAUGAGCGUACAAGAUAUGAACAUCGAUUUAAUGUCAUUAUCCGGUCACAAAAUCUAUGGUCCAAAGGGUGUCGGUGCUUUAUACGUCAGACGUCGCCCAAGAGUCAGAAUUGAUCCUCUCUUCAGUGGUGGUGGUCAAGAAAGAGGUUUGAGAUCUGGUACUGUACCAGCUCCAUUAGCAAUCGGUUUUGGUGAGGCUUGUCGUAUUGGUAAAUUAGAAAUGCAGAAUGACCACGAUAGAAUAAGUGUACUCAGACAAAGACUUUUGGAUGGUAUCAUCGGAAAAUUAGACCAUGUGAACCUCAAUGGUAGUGAAACAGCAACAUAUCCAGGAUGUACUAACCUCUCAUUUGCCUUCGUUGAAGGAGAGUCACUCUUAAUGGCUUUGAAUGAUGUCGCAUUAUCUUCUGGAUCUGCAUGUACAUCAGCUUCAUUAGAACCUUCCUACGUUUUAAGAGCGUUGGGUGCAGAUGAUACGAUGGCUCACUCAUCCUUGAGAUUCGGUAUCUCUAGAUUUACAACUGAAGCUGAAAUUGACUUGGUCGUUAACAAGAUUGUGGGCGUUGUCAACAAGCUUAGAGAUAUGUCACCAUUAUGGGAGAUGGUACAAGAAGGUAUCGAUUUGAGAACAGUUGAAUGGUCUGGAUAA
This is a messenger RNA of Wallemia mellicola CBS 633.66, 1452 nucleotides long. Its product is annotated as NFS1 nitrogen fixation 1. Gene Ontology annotation, molecular function: cysteine desulfurase activity; pyridoxal phosphate binding. Gene Ontology annotation, cellular component: mitochondrion; cytosol; nucleus. Bases 1 to 1452 code for a protein of 483 amino acids. The record is from RefSeq and is a predicted model, not a curated record. NCBI's taxonomy places the organism in Eukaryota, Fungi, Basidiomycota, Wallemiomycetes, Wallemiales, Wallemiaceae. Gene Ontology annotation, biological process: [2Fe-2S] cluster assembly. The transcript has 4 exons.